CCCUGUACGCAGGACUUACACCAGACCCUGACCGGAGGAUAGGUGUGCACAAAACCGGACAGGACUGACCCGGAUCUGUGUCUUCUGCCUGUGCAGUGUGUAGGAAUUUACUCUGCUCAGUUCGGUUCGGUUCGGUUCGGCUCGGUUCUGCUCGACUCGGCUCGGUUCGGGGCUCUGCUUCUCUGUUGUGGAUCUGUGGGGUCCGUUUGUCUUCGGCUCGGACCGAGAUGACAGGGAAGGUGAGCCGGACCGGAGCGUGCGGGACGAGGCCGUGAGCAGAGGGGAGAACGCGUGCCAGAGCGCACGCCACCGAAUGAAUGAGAGAUGGAGAAACUACUGAAGCAGGUGGUGUGUGUCUGCGUGUUGUUCAGUGGACGAGUUUCCCCAGCAGAGUUAACCUGUGACACUCUGAUCCUGCUGUCCACAAACCUGACAGCGAGGACGUUGGCGUUGCUAAACCAGACGUUCACCAUCAGCAACACUUCAGGUCUGUAUUGUGACCUGUCUGUGGAUGGUAUAGGAACCUGUUGGCCCCGCAGUGCAGCAGGAGAGCUGAUCUCCAGACCCUGUCCUGAACAGUUCAAUGGCAUCCACUACAACACCACCAACAGGGUGUACAGAGAGUGUCAGUCCAAUGGCAGCUGGGCUCCUCGGGGAAACUACAGUCAGUGCACGGAGAUCAUCGUCCUGAGGAAGAGUAAAGUUCAUUAUCAGGUUGCUGUGAUCAUCAACUAUCUGGGUCACUGUAUCUCUCUGGGAGCUCUGCUGCUCGCCUUCACACUCUUCAUGAGACUCAGGAGUAUUCGCUGUCUGAGAAAUAUCAUCCACUGGAAUCUGAUCUCAGCGUUCAUCCUGAGAAACGCUACCUGGUUCAUCGUCCAGCUCACUAUGAACCCUGCUGUUACUGAGAGCAACCAGGUGUGGUGCCGCUUGGUGACGGCAGGUUAUAAUUAUUUCCAUGUGACAAACUUCUUCUGGAUGUUUGGUGAAGGUUGUUAUCUUCACACGGCCGUCGUCCUAACAUACUCCACCGACAAACUCAGGAAGUGGAUGUUCAUCUGCAUCGGCUGGGGUAUUCCAUUCCCCAUCAUAGUGUUCUGGGCGUUUGGGAAGCUUUACUACGACAAUGAGAAGUGCUGGUUUGGAAAAAGGGCAGGGGUUUAUACAGACUACAUCUACCAAGGUCCAAUGAUCCUGGUCCUGCUGAUCAACUUUGUCUUCCUGUUCAACAUCGUCCGGAUCCUGAUGACCAAACUAAGGGCGUCGACCACCUCAGAGACCAUCCAGUACAGGAAGGCGGUGAAGGCGACUCUGGUGCUGCUGCCUCUUUUGGGAAUCACCUACAUGUUGUUCUUCGUGAACCCCGGAGGAGAAGAUGAAGUCGCUCAGAUCGUCUUUAUCUACUUUAACUCCAUCUUAGAGUCCUUCCAGGGUUUCUUUGUCUCUGUUUUCUACUGUUUUCUCAACAGUGAGGUGCGGUCUGCAGUCAGGAAGCGUUGGAUUCGUUGGCAGGAUCGUCACUCCUUUAGGAGCCGGGCGGUGCGUGCCACGUCACUCCCCACCUCCCCGAGCAGAGUCUCCUUCCACAGCAUCAAACAGUCUUCCAACCUCUGACCCCCGACAGACUCAAACUCAUUCAACAACAACAACAACCUGUGAUGUCACUGCAGUGAGCCAAUCAGAGGCUUCGCUCAACCUAUCAAUGGAUCAGGUCAAACCCGGCAAUCACAGUGCAGGGGACAGACUUGUGGAGCCAAUCAGACAGACCCUGUUGGCCAGGUCUCUGUGCCCCCCCCUCCCCCACACCCCCUCGUAAUGUAUUGACAGUUCACUGGGGUUGACCAAUCAGCUGAGUCCGUGGAGUGACAGACAAGAAGACAGGUGUCCCAACAUGCAGCUGAACUGUGUUCAUAUAGUCAUUUCAUUAUUGACAAGCCAACUGUUCUUGAGCUAAUGUUAUAUUCAUCACCAGCUUUCUCUUGUUUAACAGAGACAACACAACACACACACACACACACACACACACACACACACACACACACACACACACACACACACACACACACACACACACAGUAGCUGGUAGUCCCUGUUUGUGUUGCCUGUUUGACGUUACUGACACUUUUGGAUUGAGCUAGUCCAUGGUUUUAUUUUGACUGAUAUCUCAAACUGGAUGUCACUGGACCAGUUCAGAUCAUAGACUGUAUAUAAAACGGACACCAUCUCGCUCCACUCAAAGUGAGGCCGCCACAGAAACUGCUCCCCCUAGUGGCUUGCUGCAGUAUAAGUCCUCGCUAGCUGUUGGCUAGAACCAGGGGUGCAGCUUGCUCAGCUGGAAGUGAAGCU
Notolabrus celidotus (New Zealand spotty) is the source of this 2346-nucleotide messenger RNA. RefSeq names its product corticotropin releasing hormone receptor 1 (gene crhr1). Gene Ontology annotation, molecular function: corticotropin-releasing hormone receptor activity; corticotropin-releasing hormone binding; G protein-coupled peptide receptor activity. Gene Ontology annotation, biological process: adenylate cyclase-activating G protein-coupled receptor signaling pathway; cell surface receptor signaling pathway. Gene Ontology annotation, cellular component: neuron projection; plasma membrane. The transcript is spliced from 14 exons. The record is from RefSeq and is a predicted model, not a curated record. Lineage: Eukaryota; Metazoa; Chordata; Actinopteri; Labriformes; Labridae. Bases 325 to 1614 code for a protein of 429 amino acids.